This is a messenger RNA of Leopardus geoffroyi (Geoffroy's cat), 5910 nucleotides long. It is a transcript of the gene SNAP47, whose product is annotated as synaptosome associated protein 47. Gene Ontology annotation, cellular component: plasma membrane; SNARE complex. The record is from RefSeq and is a predicted model, not a curated record. Bases 351 to 1826 code for a protein of 491 amino acids. Gene Ontology annotation, molecular function: SNAP receptor activity; syntaxin binding. Lineage: Eukaryota; Metazoa; Chordata; Mammalia; Carnivora; Felidae. Gene Ontology annotation, biological process: synaptic vesicle fusion to presynaptic active zone membrane; synaptic vesicle priming; exocytosis. The transcript has 6 exons.
GGGCACCGGCUGCUCACGGCCUCCGUGCCGGCCGGAGCGAAAACCGCGACGCACAGGCUCUCAGAACCCACGGUCGGCCCGGCGCCGCGGAGCGGAAUUAAAAGCAUGCGGGUAGAGUUCCUGCCCGAGUACGAAACAGGGAGCGCCGGGCACUGGACGCAUGCGCGUAGCAGCCUGCGGGCCUCAUUCUGCGCAGGCGCGGGGGCGUCCCUUAGCACCUCUGAAGCAUCUGGUCCCUCCCGCGUCUGAGAUUGUCAAGCCGCGCCAGACCCGAGUCUCGCGGUCUGAGCGCCUCCCGGGUGACACAGGCAGAGUGGCCGAGGCCGUGGAGCAGACCCACCGGGAGCCAGAUGAGCAGAGAGGUCUGCGUGCACACCUGGCCGUGCUCCUACUACUUAGAGCUGGACAAGCGAUGGGUCCCUGGAAAGCUUUCCUUAACCUCCUGCUCCCUGAAGUUUGCGGCUGAUGAGGCCCAGGAGACGCUGGUGAGUUUCCCGCUGUCUGGCAUCACUGCGAUCAAGAAGGAGGCUUCUCACUUCGUCUUCAGCUCCAUCACCGUCCUGGAGAAGGACAACCGCAAGCACUGGUUCAGCUCCCUGCAGCCCAGUCGCAAUGCCGCAUUCAGUGUCAUCGAGCAUUUCUGGAGAGAGCUGCUGCUCUCCCAGCCGGAAGCACCGCUUCCUGCGACCAAGGGGAAGGAGCUGACUGGCCUCAUGGCCUGUUCCCAGAAGCGCCUGGAGGACACGGCCAGAGUCCUCCACCAUCAGGGCGAGCAGCUGGACAGCAUCACCAGGGGCCUGGACAAGAUGGAAUCCGACCUGGACGUGGCUGACAGCAGCCUGUUGCUUCAUGGGCACGCUGACCUCUGUGUCUUGGGGUUUUCUGGAGAGCCAUGUGCGGAAAGGACUUGGGUGUGUGUCCCAGCACAGGAGAGGAGUUUGCUCCCCUCCCCUGCUCCCAGCUCACCUCCCGCCCUUCAGCUGAACCACAUGCGAGCUGGCCAGGCUCCCUGUCGCCAGCUCCCUCCUGACACACAGCUUGGACCUUCUGCUUGUGGGGUGAGGUUGCUGACAGAGCUGGAGUCCCCUUCCUGGUGGCCCUUUAGCUCCAAGCUUUGGAAGAUGCCAUCAGAAACAAAGCUUAAGGGAGACACUUCAACGGCUAGUCCCAAAGCUCUUGGGAAGGAAGGGGUAGUGGUCAGAAUUCCUGCUGUUGUCUCCCAGAGAACAGCAUCCCAUGUCAAACCAGGGAGUCUCACCGUCCUAGUGUCUGGACUGGAAAUCCAUGAUUCGAGUUCUGCGCUCAUGCACAGGUUCGAAAGAGAAGACGUGGAUGACAUUAAGGUUCACACGCCCUAUGAGAUCAGCAUCCGCCAGCGGUUCAUUGGGAAGCCUGACAUAGCCUAUCACUUGAUAUCUGCCAGGAUGCCAGAGGCCAUCCCCGUUUUGGAGGUGCAGUUCAGCAAAAAGAUGGAGGUGUUAGGAGACGCCCUGACACCCAGCAGCACCAAAACCUCCUCCCCAGCAGAGAAGGGCUGCUCCAUGUGGCACACAGCGUCUGGGCUGAUGGACCGGGCCGUGCACCACGAGCCCUGCCCAGGCAGCCAGGACGGCCAGCCACUCCAGCUGCAGACGACCCAGCCGUUCAUUUCCGAGGGGGACGCCCAGGAACUGAGACAGAUCCUGAGGAAACUCAAGGGUCUUGCCCUGGACACCGAGGCAGAGCUGGAGAGGCAGGACGAGGCCCUGGAUGACAUCACCGCCGCCGUGGACCGGACCACCCUAACCAUCGACAAGCACAAUCGGAGGGCAAAGAAACUGACUUAGAGGGACAAGAAAGCAUGACAGUCACUUCCCUGAGUGCUUUGUUCUCAACACCUGCACGCUUCCUUGACCAGAAAGCCCGGAAAGUUGGGUCCAGGGCUAGGCGGUACCUGGACACCUUGCCCUGGGAGGUGCAGGCCUGCCUGGGCUGUAGGGGCCUGGCUCCCUGUGUACUGUGAUGCUGACCAUGGCCCCCAGUGGGGAGGAGAAGCUCCAGGAGGCCUGCACCCCCAUGGUGGCCCCAGCUCCUCUUGCUCCCACCUGUCCUGGGCCCUGAUUCCCUGCUCCCUACCCUUACUCCCCUCACUCCACCCCCAACUCUCCCCCUUCUCCCCCCUCUCCUGCCCCCACUGCCCCCUGCUCCCCCCCCCACUCCACUCCCUGCCCUCCCUCCCCAUUCCUCCUCCCUGCAGGGCUCCCCCCACCCACUCCCCCCUCCUUGCAGGCCACUCCCCUUUCAUACUUGAGCCCCUUGGAGCCUGGACAGCAACUGGAAGCUGACCCCAGUGCUCAAGGCUGCUUUGCAUGGCCAGCAGCACAGCUAGCGGAGUCUUCAUUGUUUCUCUGUCCUUGCUUGGUGCAAAAGGGCAAUUUAAGUCUCUGGUAAAGAAGUAUGCUGAUUUUUGACUCUGCCCCCCUAACUCUGUGUGCUAUGUGAGCAGAGCCCCUUCUGCAGGACCACAUUCAGGCCCGAGACCCCCCCCCCCUCUCUGGGCCACUGUGCGUGGGCCCCAGUGCCCUCAGUCUGUCCUUCUCUAGGGACAGGCCAGUUCCUUCCUGGUUGUGCUGUGAUUUUCUACCCGAAGUCUAGUACAUCUGGAGGUCAUCCUAUAAACACCUGAAAUGUUCUUCCCCUGCCCAGUUUUUAGCCAAGUGUGAAAAUAAUACAUAUUACACCUAUUUUAAAAAGUGUCGAUUUUUUCUUUAGGUGCCCCAUUUCUGCCCAGAAAUAGAAGAGAUACCGUAGUUUUAGAAUGUAUUUUGAAGAUACAUGUUGAUGCUGCUUUCUGCUUGGUAUCCCAGUGGGAGGGCCCCUCAGGACAGGAUGGGGGCAGAGUGCGGAAGUGGGUGAGCCCUUCUCUCACAGGCCGGGCCACCUGCAGACUGCUUUGGAAUAGGCUCUCCUGUGGCUGUCCUCUGACUGUGCAGGUAUAGUGCUAAUUUUCUGGGGCUGCUAAUGAAGUACAAGUGGGGGGCCUAGGACAGCAGGCUUUGUUCUCUCCCAGGUCUGGAGGCCAGGAGACUGAGGUCAAGGUGUCACAGGGCCAUGCUUCCUCUGAAGGCUCCAGGAGGAUCUCUCCUGACUGCCAGAGCCUCAGGAGUUCUGGGCUCAUGGCCGUGUCUCCCCAGUUUCUGCCUCCAUCACCAAAUGGCUGACUGAAAUUCCCCCUCCCUUGUCUCAUAAGGACACCUGUCACUGACUCAGGGCCCGCCCUGAUCCAGGGCUAGCUUUUGCAUAAUGUGGCCAUUUCUGCUAAUGUCGCAUUCCAGUUCAGUGUGGAUGUGAAUUUGGGGUCACCUAGGAGUGCGCAAAUUUCUGGAAGCUGGCUUGUUCAAGAAGACACAGGAAGUAGCACGUCUAGAAAAUAACCUUCAUGGGUAUCUUCUGGUUCUUGUUACUUUGGUGAGAUAUAGUCCUCAUCUCUGUCUAUUUUAUUUGGCCUGUCCCUACCAACCUCCAGAAUGACAAGUGGGCCUGUGCUUUCAGGGCCCCCAGUCUGAUGCUGGCAUGUGAGCGAGUGCCCCAGCACUUUUCUGGCACCGUGAGAUUGGAGCUCUCAGCCCCCAGAAGCUCCUUCUUCUCAGGCUCAGUGCUGGGGAGGACAGGGAGGGCACAGCAGAUGUGUACGUGUGUUAACAGGACAGUUAUUGAGAGCUUCUGCUGUGCCCAGAUGCAGUGGCGGGAUCGUGUCCUGUGGAGCUUGGAGUGAGGCGGGAGGACGCAGUUCGUGCCCUGGGCCCUGGGCACGUGCAGGUAGGCAGGCUGCCCUAACUCCAGAAGCUGCAGUUCCUGCAACAGCCCAUGAGGAACGAGGUUCCUAGAGGUGGAGCAUGUGGUUCUCUGUGACAGCUGAACUCCAGACUCACACCAGGGACUCAGAGUGCACACACGUGUGCAUACACACAUGGACUUGCAUGUGCACACACACAUACAUGCUGACCCCAGGCUCCUCAAAACUCCGUGGGUAUCUGUGCGUCUCACAUCAGCCGUCAGAGGAAGAGCCACAGGCCAGGUGACUUCUGCCAUCAAGAGCCCUGAAGUCGGAAGGAAAGCAAACCUGUCCCACCCUUGGCCUGCUAGGGCGGUCCUGCCAGCAUCCGCUCAUGCUGGAGAUAGCCACUGCCCUUCAUCUCCUGGCGGCUGGGCUGCACAGACUUCUGCAACUGACAGUACUCAAAGCAGGGCCAGGACUCCCGGUGAGUUCUCCAGAACUAGCCUCUCCUUUUCCAGCACCUGGGGAUGCUUGAGACCCCAAGCACCAGCAAGGUAUGUGGCACUGAAGACACUGGAGUGUUAGGGCAUUAUCUCUGGGCCAUUGUCUCCCAUGAAUACAUAAAUUGAUGGAGACAACAGUUCUCUGCAGAAUUAGACUGUUAAAAAAAAAAAAAAGGUACAUCAGGAUCAUUUUAUGCUACUUAUUAACCUUGACUCCAGAAUUAACUUUUUCAUCUUACACACUUCCAGUAGCAAAACUCCAUUGCCAAAUCAGGCUGGAACCUAAGCACAGACACCUAAGCACUGGACUCCAAGGCACAGGCCAACCCUAACUAUGAAGGGCAACCUAAAAGGCCAGCCCUUUUCAAAAAUCCCUAUGAAACCAGGCAGUAAUUCCAACACCAGUUAUUCCUAAUCCCAGGUGCUCUAAUUCCACCCCCACUGCUCCCACCCCUGGUGCCCUGACUCCACCCCCACAGCUCCCCUCCCCACGUGCCCUGACUCUACUCCCCACCCCUCCCCUCCCCUGGUGCCCUAACUCCACCCCCACGCUCCCCUCCCCAGGUGCCCUAACUCCACCCCUACCGCUCCCCUCCCCAGGUGCUCUGACUCUAAUCCCAACCUCUCCCCUCCCCAGGUGCUCUAACUCCACCCCCACUGCUCCCACCCCAGAUGCCCUGACUCUACUCCCCACUUCUCCCCUCCCCUGGUGCCCUGACUCCACCCCCACAGCUCCCCUCCCCAGGUGCUCCAACUCCACCCCCACCGCUCCCCUCCCCAGGUGCUCUGACUCCACCCCCACUGCUCCCAUCCCCUGGUGCCCUAACUCCAGCCCCCACUGCUCCCUAGUCUGGGUGGACUGGCCAUGCCCCACUUUUUGGACUCAGGACAUAACUGGGACUGGACACUGAGUUGCUUCUGGAAGCUGGACCAGGGGAAGCAGGUGAAUAGUCAGGUGGUGAUCUCUCUGGCCAUCUUCAGGCAGCUCAGGUGUUGGUGUGAUGGCUGGAGCCCAGUUCUUUGCAUCAGGUGAGGAGAUGCUCUGGAGGGUGUCAUGAGGACCCCACUGACGGCUUAGCAGUGGCAGCAGGCUGUUGGCAAUGGGGCCUGUGGUGUCCACCCUAUUUUCUGCUUUCCUGAUGUGGGCCUUGACCCCUGACACUGACGUUCGGUCCAUUUGUGGGGUUGAGGUCACCCAUGUGCUUUAUUUCUGCACCAAAAUAUUAGUGUUUGCCCUUUAACUGACGAUUGGGGCUGGACUAUGUUGGUUUGUUGUCACCCUGGGAGGUGUUUGCACUUCCUAAAACACAAAAUGCUCUGAGUCCAGUUUUACUCCAUAUAAAGGUGGGCAAAACGCAAGACCCUUGCAGCUAUGGCACCAACUUCACGCUGACAUGAAACUGCUUUCACAUCUCAUCAAAAACAAUUGACUCUGAAACAAAACAACCCUGAGUUAAUUGGUCUGUUUCAGGCACAGGUGGGUUUUGUAUAAAAGGCCCAGAAGUAACUACUUCAUCUUGAGCCAUGUGACGCAUAUCACAAUGUCCGGGCUGUGCUACUUACAAGAGAGCGUCCAGGACUUGUGAGCAAAUGGGCUUGAUGUGUUCAGAUAAAACUGUGACAUUACAGUGUCAUUUAUUUCACGUGUCA